AUCACCAUCACCAUCUUCCAAUGAAUCGACCAUGUCAUAUUACAACCGUAGCAUUCCACAUGCAUGAAUGAUUGCAACUAUAUGUAAGAUGGGGUCCGGCCCCGGGAGAUCCACGAUAUUCCCACAGUAUCCGAUACCGUCUUUUCACUGUCCUUCCCGGCUCCAGGAUCUAAUACCAGACCAACCAAAUUAAAACUUGGGCUCAGCUCACUCUUUGCAGCAUCCUGGUCCCAACGUACCUAAUCUUUCUCUAAUAGGUAACGGUAUGCCAACUCUUAAAUUAUUAUACGCUGUUCCCAUCAAGCUGGUUAUUUAGCUAAAAACGCGCUUUCUAUGUUUACACGGGUCGGGAACCAAUUCGCAGAGUUUUAAGACCCAGACUGGUGAGUCUUUAAGAGGUAUACGAAGCUUUGAGAUUGGGCUCCAUAAAACUAAUCUAUUUAUAAAGCUGCCCUUCGUUAUGAAUUGGGGAAUCACCAUACGUACGAGUUCGUGGAGGGCGCCUUACCAAGUAUAGGGGCUCUCGAACUCGACGGAAUGAUUUCCUCGAAUGAAUAAUUCUUUUCGUAUAUCGAUCUAGAUAAUAAGGGGAGCUUCGUGUCAAUACUUACGGAUAUCGACAAUUAUAUCAUGGCUUCUAAUGUAAGCGGGAUUCGCGUACCAGAGACAAGACAAGUUUAUGUUCAUUCUGGUAGCCAAGAAAUCCCGGGGGCUAGGAUGAGUACCACAGUCAAACUUAGUGUAAGGAAAAUCCGCAGGGUUGUCUCGCUAGCUAUGGAGAUUGAGAUUGAUCACCAAGCAAAGUGAUAGCAAAGCGAAAUAGUUAUACUAUCAGUAUUCAAAAUACUACAUAAU
Messenger RNA from Daldinia decipiens, 855 nucleotides. RefSeq lists its product as uncharacterized. Lineage: Eukaryota; Fungi; Ascomycota; Sordariomycetes; Xylariales; Hypoxylaceae. The transcript has 2 exons. Bases 631 to 807 code for a protein of 58 amino acids. The record is from RefSeq and is a predicted model, not a curated record.